AUGGCGGAUGUUGGUGAUUUAGUAUCUGAAUUAGUUGGGGACGUCCUCUCUUCAGGAGACCCCCUGUCCGCUGCAGUCAAACUACUCGUCAAAGGAGGUGUGAAAAUCGCUAUCUUCUACCUCGAUCGCCGAGCUUGUCAACAAUUCCUCGAAGAAAUCCAAACGCUCUUCGUCCGACUGACCAAACUCGGGUAUCUAACACCAUUGAUACCUACCACACAAAAAGAUGCCAAAACGGCUCGCAUGGGCUGGAUCAUGACCCCAGCCGGCGUGGAUGAGUUAUUCUUCAAUGUAUACGCCGACAUCAAAAAUGCGCCUUACCAAUCUCAGCUCUCGGCUGAGCGACUCAAGGCUUUCGGGGUAAUGGAGCCUGUCGUCGUCAAUCUAAAUUCACCGUCAAAAGGAACACAAAUCCGUCAGCGGCUAGGUGCGACGUGGCCGGCUCAGUAUCGCCAGCGGAUGCUGCAACAGAUCAAUCCGUUCCAGUCUAUGCCGACUAUUGCGAAGAAAGAUAUGGGUCGCUUUGCGCGGGCUAUGGUUCGCAAAGCGCUGCGAUCUCCGGUACAUGUUGACCUGCUUCUAGCCCGCACUCUGGGACUUGCGCAGUUCUGUGGUUUGGGAGAAGUCAGUCUUGCAGAUAUGAUUGAGCUGAUGGUACACGCUUGUCAUUACGAAAGCACUGCGAGACGAUAUCUGGCCGCUUUGAUCGGGGUGCAUUACACCGUUUUCACGGGAUUUGCGUUAGUAGACAGCUUGAACGGGCAGGUGCUGGGAAGCCUGGAGAAUCCUGGAAAGAAUUUCGCAAAAUUAGCAGAAAACUUCUCUAAUUCUUUGGUACAAAUUGGCGUCGCGGAAAACAGCAAGCCUCGAAUCUCCGGCGCGGAGGAUAUGCCAAAUGUCAAGUUCAAUAUUCAGGGUGCAGCGCGCGCAAAGGAGGGCGAAGCGAUUUAUAUGGUUUCCGGAUGGGCUGAGGCCCUUCGUCAUAGGCCCAAGAAUCAUCCACAGAUGCGCUCGACAGCUAGAGAUCUCACAGUCGGAUUGGCGAAAGAUGUGGGUAAGAGCUUUGUGCCUGCACCACUGCUGAAGAAGAUGACCGGUUUGGGACGCAAUGUCUACAAACAAGAUGUACACGGGAAUAAUCUCUAUUACUCCGCAGAGCUGGAAACGAUCGAGGUCAGAAUUAGGAGGACAACGGGUGGCAGGUUGGUCGGUAAGAUCUCGCAGUUUGGCGACUGGCGACCAGCUGCGUUCAGUGGUCGGGGUGUCUUUGGUGUGAGAUGUGGUUGCACUCAAGCAGACCCUACAAAAGCCAUGACGGGAUCCCAGUUCAAUGGCUUCCCAAUUUUCAAUUUGUACAAAUUCCGAGCAGGUGAGAAAAUGCUGAUAGGGUACGAUAACACGUUCUUUCACUGGACGGCUGGAGAUUUGCCCAUGAUUUUAUUCUGGGCACAUGCGCAUGUUACGGGCACGUAUAUCCAGGUUGCUGGGGAAUGUGUUUACUGCGCUACCAGUCGAGCGUUUGGCGUGGGGUGCAAUCUCAUCGUAGCGGGAGGGUGGUGA
Messenger RNA from Talaromyces amestolkiae, 1560 nucleotides. RefSeq lists its product as uncharacterized. The record is from RefSeq and is a predicted model, not a curated record. NCBI's taxonomy places the organism in Eukaryota, Fungi, Ascomycota, Eurotiomycetes, Eurotiales, Trichocomaceae. Bases 1 to 1560 code for a protein of 519 amino acids. The transcript has 2 exons.